Messenger RNA from Paramisgurnus dabryanus, 5841 nucleotides. It is a transcript of the gene cntn2, whose product is annotated as contactin 2. Gene Ontology annotation, molecular function: cell-cell adhesion mediator activity. NCBI's taxonomy places the organism in Eukaryota, Metazoa, Chordata, Actinopteri, Cypriniformes, Cobitidae. The record is from RefSeq and is a predicted model, not a curated record. Gene Ontology annotation, cellular component: plasma membrane; axon. Gene Ontology annotation, biological process: brain development; cell-cell adhesion; axon guidance.
GAGGAGAGAGGAAGGUGGAUUGGCGCAUGGUAAGAGAGGAAGUGAGAGGGAGGGGGAUGAUUUUAGGCUGUUAUGAAAGGAAGAUAGAGACAGACGGGAAAGAGAGGUCGUGUCGCACAGACGACACAUCUUUUUUGCGACAGGGGUUGCGGUUGAUAUAGAAUAGCAUUAAUAUCUGGUAACAGAUUCAAGAAUUGCAGUUGCUGUUAUUGACGCAGGGCGUUAAAGGCGCAGCAUCCUUCAGCAUCAGCACCAGGAAGCAUCGCGAGCAUUUUAUUCAUAGCUGCUCUUACAAAGGAGCUGACAGACCUUCAUCUCUCACCAGGGUGUGGUUGCAGUAGGAGGAUGAGGAGUCUGUUGUGUCUGCUGUCUAUCAGCUCUCUGGCUCUGAGCUAUGCAGCGGCAGGGGAUGUGUGUGUGUCUGGUCACGACAGUGGGCCUGUUUUUGAAGAGCAGCCGUCUAGUCUGAUCUACCCAGAGGGAUUGCCGGAAGGCAAGGUCACCCUGAGCUGCCAGGCUCGUGCCAGCCCCGCUGCUAUUUACAGGUGGCAUGUGAAUGGCACAGAAGUAGCUAUGGAAGAGGGUUCACGCUAUACACUGGUUGCGGGAAACCUUGUGAUUAAUAACCCUCAGCAUGGGAAAGAUGGAGGGGCGUACCAGUGUCUCGCCUUUAACCGAUGUGGCACCAUUGUUAGCCGGGUUGCUACCCUUAAAUUCGGCUACCUCCAUGAUUUCCCUCCUGAAAGCAGAAGUCCUCAGACAGUCCAUGAAGGAACUGGAACCUUCCUUGCCUGCCAACCACCAGCUCAUUACCCAGCUUUGUCGUACCGCUGGUUCAUCAAUGAGUUUCCCAACUUCAUUCAGCCGGAGGAGGGCAGAUGGUUUGUUUCCCAGGUGACGGGUAACUUGUACCUAGCCAAUGCGAGAACCAAUGACACAGGAAACUAUUUCUGUUUCACCACAAUUAAUAUGGACAUCAGCACCAAGAGCAUCUUCAGCAAAGCCGUCCAACUCACAGUUUACGCCGAUGCAAACCCAAGGAAAUCUGCUCCAAAAAUCCGAGUGCGUUUUCCCGCUGAGACUUCGGCAUUAGCAGGACAAACCACACAGCUUGAAUGUUUCGCCUAUGGCAAUCCCAUUCCCAAGAUUCGCUGGAGGAAGGUCGAUGGGUUCCUCCCGGCUAAGGUUGCAAGUGUAGAUGGGCCCAUCUUGGUUAUCCCCGAACUGACCUUUGAUGAUGAGGGCAUGUAUGAAUGUGAAGUCUACAACUCAGAGGGCCGGGAAACACAUCAGGGACGUGUGUCUGUGCAAGCCCAGCCUGAGUGGCUGCAGGUAAUGAGUGAUUCCGAGGUGGAGAUCAGUUCCGAGCUGCAGUGGAGCUGCGCAGCCGCAGGAAAACCGAGACCCGCCAUCCGCUGGCUGCGUAACGGACAGCCGCUCCGCACACAGGACCGCGUGGAAGUGAAUAACGGGCGACUUAAGAUCAGUAACCUUGCCCUGGAGGAUUCUGGGAUGUAUCAGUGUGUGGCCGAAAACAAACAUGGCACCAUUUACUCGAAUGCCGAGCUUCGUGUACAAGUCCAGGCUCCAGAUUUCAGGUUAAAUCCGGUACGCAAGCUGGUUCCUGCUGCCCGUGGAGGACGGGUUAAAAUGGAGUGUAAACCUCGUGCAGCUCCUAAACCUACUCUCUUCUGGAGUCGUGGCACAGAGCUCCUGACCAAUAGCAGCAGGAUAACAGUCACUCCUGAUGGGAUUCUGUGGAUCUACAAUAUCAGUCGGGCUGAUGAAGGGAAGUAUACCUGCUUUGCAGAAAACUACCUGGGCAAAGCCAACAGCACAGGACACCUUUCUGUUAGAGAUGCCACCAAAAUCACACUAGCGCCCUCUAAUGCAGACAUCAAUCAGGGUGAAAAUGUCACCCUGCAAUGCCACGCAUCACAUGACACUUCUAUGGAUCUCACCUUCACUUGGGCCCUCAAUGGGGUUCUGCUUGACCUGGAGGAACCAAAUGGACACUAUCGUCGCAUGGAGGGGAAAGAGACAAUCGGUGACCUGGUGAUAGUAAAUGGACAGCUCAGUCACGCCGGCACGUACACCUGCACGGCCCAGACGGUGGUGGACAGCGAGGUGGCUUCAGCCCGGCUUGUUGUAAGAGGCCCACCAGGUCCUCCUGGAGGUUUAGUGGUAACAAGUACCAAUGACACAUCAGUUCAGUUAAGAUGGAGUCGUGGAUAUGACAACCACAGUCCCAUUGGAAAGUACAUCAUCAUGGGCCGCUCAGCACAGAUUCAUGACUGGAAGCGGAUGAGGACGGACCCAGCAAACAUAGAAGGAAAUGCCGAGUCUGCACGUGUGAUGGAUCUUCGACCAUGGAUGGAUUAUGAAUUUCUGGUCAUUGCCAGCAACAUCCUGGGUAGUGGAGAACCAAGCAUGCCCUGCCAGCCAGUCCGUACCAAACAAGCAGCACCAACUGUGGCACCCAGUGGACUUGGUGGAGGUGGUGGAAACCGUAAUGAACUUAUUAUUACAUGGACACCAAUGGCCAGGGAGUAUCAAAAUGGAGAUGGCUUUGGUUAUAUCCUGGCAUUCAGAAAGCAAGGUCUGCCAACCUGGACCGUAGUGAAGGUGCCACAUGUCGACUCUUCGCGAUAUGUCUACAGCAACGAGAGUCUUUCAGCCUACUGCCCAUUUGAGGUCAGAAUAAAGGCCUACAACAAAAAAGGAGAGGGUCCCUUCAGCCAAAUCGCCGUAGUGCACUCUGCAGAAGAGGAACCAACCGCAUCUCCACGGAGAAUAAACGCCACUGCAGUGACCGCUUUUGAGAUUCAGGUGUCCUGGGAGCCCAUUCAGCAUUUGAAUAUUAAUGGAGUACUUCGUGGUUAUGAGAUCCGUUACUGGCGCCAGCAUGAAAGGGAAGCGGCAGCGGACCGUGUGAGAACAGCAGGACUGGAGAACACAGCACGGGUGACGGGCCUCAGGCCUAAUACUUUAUAUCACAUCACUGUUCUGGCUUACAACAGUGCCGGCACCGGCCCACCCUCGCCUCGGACCACAGUUGUCAUGAAGAAACCGCCCCCUAACCGUCCUCCAGGAAAUGUCUCAUGGAAGGUGUCUGGGUCUUUGGUUACUGUGAGGUGGGAUCACGUUAAAUCCAUGGACAAUGAGUCUGCUGUUUUAGGCUAUAAGGUCCUUUACAAGCAUGAAGGCCAAUCUGCUUUGAAGAUACUGGACAAAGGCAAGACGUCCAUCACUCUUCCGCUACCUAAGGACAACGGUUAUGUGGUUCUUGAGAUCCGCUCCUGGGGUGAUGGAGGAGACGGAGCGGCCCAUGAGACCAUUGUGUCUCGAGACUCAGGAACUGGAAUGAUGGUCCAGAACACAUCUGGCGGUUCAGAGAGUCUCUGCACAUCAGUUUUGGUAUUUACUGCACUGCCACUCAUUCUCAUGGACUUAUCGGGAUUGUGAUUUUAGCCUGUGAAAAGGCAUUUCAAAUUAAUAUCACAAAAAUAAUUGAACAGGUUUUACUCUAAAAAAAGGGGGGGGGGGUCUUUUUUGAGCAGGAAGGUUUUUUGCAAUGGUUGAAUAGUGUGGGAUGUAAAGUUUUGGAAAUGUGCGGAUGUGAAGAAAGUCAUUUUAUUCUUUUGUAUAAAAAGCUUUUGUACAAGGAUGAUUGGUCACUGAAGAAUACAAAGGAAUCUUUGUGGAAGACUAGACUUUGAUUGUGUAACAUUUUAUUGACAGAAGAUUGCCUUAUUGGACAUUUAAACUUGAACAAUGGUUAUGUCAGCAUUUGGUUAUAUUUUCAAAAAAAUCCUAACAGCUGACCAACAUCGUCAAAAAAUCCGCCUUGAUUUUCUUGUACAGUACUGUAGGUGUACAGUGAAUACACAUCGAUGUAUUUGUGAGAUUUCAUACCAAGUAAAACAAAAUCUUUUUCUUUUUUUAAAACUUUGUUGCUAUUUCAUGGCAGCAAAAUGAUCCAAAUAACUGUUUACAUUUUUUAUUUAUUUAUUUAUUUUUAUUAACAAUGUAUUUAGAGGCAACAUUUGUGAACAAUGUUUCAUUUGUUGGUCCUCAAAAUGACUGUAGCGUCUGCCCCUUCCUUGUGUGUUACAGUUAAACAGUGGCGGCUCAUGACUGCUUAUCUGAGGGGUGCAAAUUCAAAAUAUCUGUUGGGAGUGUCAUGUGUGUUGCUUGUGUUUUUAAAAUAUGUGUUGGUUGCGUCAUGUAAGACAUGUGCAUCACGUGUUUUGUCAAAAUAAGUGCCUGCUGCACAUGCGUCAAAACCGUUUAUAAUAAAAGAGACGCUCACAUUCACAAAAUACACGCACGACACUCCCUUAACAGUAAACUCUGAUUACGCAUGAGAUUAUGCGAGUAUCUGGCAAACGCGAGUGUCUCUUAUAUCAUAAACCCUUUAGACGCAUCUGCAGCAGGCACUUAUUUUGACAAGACACGUGAUGCACACAGGAUCUCUCGAUGCGCAGAACACAUAUUUUGAAAUACACACAUCGUGACGGGCUACAUACAUGAUGUGACAAACUUUGCAGCCGCCACUGCUGUUAAAGAUGAAAGGUCUUGAUGAAUAUGGCGGUACAACAGAAGCUGAUUAUCUUGUUGUUAAAGUGGGUUUGGCUCGCCAGCGUUAUCACUGUUAUCUCAGUUAUUAUUAUUGCCAUUAUGCUUUGUUUCACUGAGUGUUAAAAUGAUAAAAAAAUCUUUUUAUCUUCUUGGCGCAAACUUUACAUUGUAGGAGCACGAACACGGACAUUGAACAAUGAUGAUGAUAACAUUCAUGAGCAAACAAGUUAAUAAGUUUACUAUAAAACUUUUUUAAGUGUUAAUAUUCCUUGCAAGGUACACGUGAAGCCAUUUUUCUUAAUUAAUGCUAAACUGGAUAUUUGCUCGUUUGCUUUGUCCUUGUGUCAGGAACAGAUAAAAAAUGAAUGCAUUUGAACUGUAGCAGGUGACUUUUUUCAGUCUGAAAUCAUUCAGUGUGCACUUGUAUUUCUUUCUAUAUUAAAAUCUUUCAGGAUGAGGGCAGCUACUUAAAAUAAUCCAUGUGUUAUUAUGUUACUGUACACACCUGGUAUUUAUUAUAAGUUCUUGUGGUAUUAAAAAGUUUUUACUGUAAAUAUUGCAAUUUUCAGUGUGUGUGGGGAGUGUAUGACUGUUUGAUCUGCUUUAUUGCUUUUACACAUUUUUAUUCUCUAACACCUGUGACAUUAUUAUUCAAUAACUCUGAGCAUAUGUGAAAAUUAUGAUUCAUGAUCACUCAAUGAUGUUUAGAGCAGAGUUAGCCAAAAGCUGAGGCGUAAAACGCUUCAUUUGUAGCUCUUUAGUGGUUCAAGAAAAAAUAUGGUACAUUUUACACUUCUUUCCAUCACAGUAUGAGAAUGUAGAAGCACUCAAAAAUCACCAGAAACCAAAACUUUUGUACUCUUCUUUCAAGCAACUUGUAAUGACUUUAUGUGUACACUAUGUACAAUUUCAUGAUUGUUUUUAUCUCCUGCAUCAUUUAUUUGAUGUGUAAUGAUUUUGCUGUUUAUCACAUUGUGUGGGGUUUGCCCUCUCUUGUUCAGGCUUUAUUGCUAGCUGGUAAACUGGUCUUGGAUCUGGAUCAUCUCAUUUUACAACUUAUUCCAAACUGUCUGUAUGUACGCUUACAGCUUGUAGUUUUUCUUUCAUGAAGCUCACUCAGGUUGUGAUGUCAACGAGUUGUGUGUUGAACUACCAUGUACUCCAGUUGUUGUAAAUGUCGAGCCUGUCCAUUGUGGGCUGAAUGUGAAUAAUGCAGCACUUGUAAAUAUCCUUCAAUAAAAAAACUUUUGACUGUAUUUG